Molecule: messenger RNA, 480 nt
Organism: Acanthoscelides obtectus
Lineage: Eukaryota; Metazoa; Arthropoda; Insecta; Coleoptera; Chrysomelidae
Source: the annotation of a GenBank genome assembly
AUGGUGAGACAAGGGGUGGAGAAAUCUCCGAAACGCCAUCGCGAGAAGCGUCGGGUACGCUUCGCAUUGCCGCCCCCGGGAGGCGGCAGUCCAGUUGCCCCACUCUCCCCCCUGACAUCGCGUCGCGGCGCUGACCGCACAUCGGGCGUCGCUGUCAGCAGCAGCGUCGGCGUCUGUGGCGGCGGCAGUUUCUCGUUUGAUCCACGUCGAGAAACGUCGCGCUCGAGGUGGUUGCCGGAGGAGAUCGCACGUGAGGCCACAACUGCUGCCACGGACCGACAGCCGGUGUAUUUUGACGGCACGCUGUCCCCUACAACAGGGGCGGCCCCUGAGCCGCCCUCGUACUCGGCAUGUGGCCGGGCACUGGUCAGGGCCGCCCGAGAUGCCGACGACGAGGAGCUCGCCGAGCUGCUCAGGAAGGCAUGCAUGGUCGGACUUUCGAGGGAUGAUCUCAAUGCUGUCGACUCCAGUGGAAGGUAG